Odocoileus virginianus texanus is the source of this 4225-nucleotide messenger RNA. NCBI's taxonomy places the organism in Eukaryota, Metazoa, Chordata, Mammalia, Artiodactyla, Cervidae. The record is from RefSeq and is a predicted model, not a curated record.
AGGGAUCGAACCCGUGUCAUUUGGAUCUGCUGCAUUGGCAGGUGGAUUCUUUACCACUGUGCCACCUGGGAAACUGAAUUAUAGGAAUAUGGGAAAGUAAUCAUAGAUUGAUUUAGUGACUGGAAACUGAAAUUCAUUAGAAAUGGAAGCAUUAAACAUAAUCUCAGAAUGCGUUAUAUAUAUGGGAAGUUAAUUUAGGAGAUUCAGCUUUACAGCAGUAGAGAAUCUCUUCACAACAUCUCUCAAAUGGUGUUGCUGUUGCUGGAAGGACUAGUCUUAAGAAACUCACUCCCUUGGGGCAGUGUAUCUACUGGGAAAAGUCAAAAGUCAAAUUUGAUUGUACAAAAAUAGUUGUACUCCAUGAUAAUUUGAGCUGACUCUUUUUAACCCUUAGUCCUAGUUGUGCUUCCUAAUGCAAAUGCUAGUCUACAUCCAUUAAUUCUGUAUUUCAGGCAAAUGAUACUGAUGGGCUGUGUGGCAUUUGCACAUCACGUUGGACCCACACGUGUUGAUGCUGAACUUUUACCACAGUGUUGGGAACAGGUCAAUAGCUGUAUUGGGUUUUCUCUAGCUGUUAUAAAAGAGAUCCGUAGCUCCUUGGUUCUUUCAAUGUUGCAACAAAUGUCAAUGGAAGACAAGGCAGAUUCGGUAAGAGAAGCUGUGAUCAAAAGCCUUGGUAUCAUUAUGGGAUACAUUGAUGACCCAGACAAAUAUCAGCAGGGUUUUGAACUGUUGCUGUCAGCCUUGCGUGAUCCCUCAGAAAUAGUCGUUAGUGCCACACAUCAAGUAUUUUUACCAGCCUAUGCUGCCUGGACUACAGAACUUGGAAAUUUACAGUCUCACCUAAUACCCACAUUGCUGAACAAGAUUGAAAAAUUUCUCAGGGAAGGUGAGCACGGGCUGGAUGAACAUAAGCUCCACAUGUAUCUGUCUGCCUUGCAGUCCUUGAUCCCAUCUCUCUUUGCAUUAGUGCUACAGAAUGCACCCUUCUCCAGCAAAGCCAAGCUUCAUGGUGACGUGCCACAGAUAGAAGUGACUGGGUUCCCUUGGCCUGUGUCACCUCUUCAAGAUGUAUCUACUAUUAUUGGAAGUCAUGAGCAACUGGCAUUGCUACUACAGCUUUAUGACUGCCGGCUGGAACACGAGGGUACAACCGGCUGGGAGACUUUACUGUGGGUUGUCAGUCAGCUGUUACCACAGCUUAUAGAAAUAGUUGGCAAAAUUAAUGUCACUUCAACUGCCUGUGUCCAUGAAUUCUCCAGAUUUUUCUGGCGCCUUUGCCGGACAUUUGGCCAAAUUUUUACAAACACUAAGGUAAAAACUUGUAUUUCAUAUUUUCUUAUAUGCAAGACAUAUAAAAACUUAGAUUCCUCAGCAGGAAAUGGGGUCCUCACUAAAGCUACUGUCCCCAUUUACGCAACAGGAGUCCUUACGUGUUAUAUUCAGGAAGAAGACCGAAAGCUGUUGAUUGGAUUCUUAGAAGAUGUAAUGACCUUGCUUUCAUUAUCUCAUGCUCCUCUUGAUAGCCUGAAAGCUUCUUUUGUGGAACUGGGUGCAAACCCAGCUUACCAUGAGUUACUGCUAACUGUGCUAUGGUAUGGCGUUGUCCACACGUCAGCACUCGUGAGGUGUACUGCUGCUAGAAUGUUCGAGCUGUUGGUGAAGGGGGUGAAUGAAAGUCUGGUAGCUCAGAGGGUUGUUCCUGCUCUCAUAACUCUCUCCAGUGACCCCGAAAUCUCUGUCAGGAUUGCUACAAUUCCAGCCUUUGGCACGAUUAUGGAAACAGUUAUUCAAAGAGAGUUGCUGGAAAGAGUGAAAAUGCAGUUGGCUUCUUUCCUGGAAGACCCUCAAUAUCAAGACCAAUAUUCUCUGCAUACAGAGAUCAUAAAAACAUUUGGUAGAGUUGGGCCUAAUGCAGAACCACGGUUCCGAGAUGAGUUUGUUAUACCGCAUCUGCAUAAGUUAGCCUUGGUGAACAACUUACAAAUUGUGGAUUCUAAAAGACUGGAUAUUGCCACCCAUCUCUUUGAAGCCUACAGUGCACUUUCCUGUUGCUUCAUUUCAGAAGAUUUAAUGGUUAAUCACUUUUUACCUGGUCUCAGAUGUUUACGAAUCGACAUGGAACAUCUUUCUCCAGAGCACGAAGUUAUUUUAACUUCCAUGAUAAAAGAAUGUGAACAAAAAGUAGAGAACAAGACCGUCCAAGAGCCUCAAGGCUCAAUGUCAAUUGCUGCAAGCUUAGUGAGUGAAGAUACGAAGACCAAGUUCUUGAACAAAAUGGGUCAGCUGACAACAUCAGGUGCCAUGCUGGCCAACGUGUUUCAGAGGAAGAAGUGAGAGUGGGAAGGGAGCCCCCAGUAAACACUAAGAUGGACCUCAAGCAGACUGGUUCCUUGUACUUGAAGUACUUGCCUUUUUUAUUUCUUUGGUUUUUGUUCUUGCAUUAUAAUUUUAUCUUAACCUCCAAAGAUACUUGCACUGCUUUUGAUUAUUGCUGUGUAUCUGUUAAUUUUGGAGUUCCAACUGUGGUGAUUAAAAAGAAACUGAGUUGAUAGUCUGUACCAAGUCCCCCCUCUAUGUUCUUGUCUUUCAGAAUAUUUUUUUUAUAUAUUAUCUAUAUAUAUAGUGAAGAGGUUUUUUUUUAAUUUUUGGAUGGGAUAUUAGCAAAUACUUGUAUGAUACACUAAGCUAUUACAAUGGUACUUAAAAUAAUGUAAAUUUGAAGUCAUUGUUAUAAAGUAAUGAAAAUGGAGAUGAGUUAAGUAUUUAAAUUAUGAAAGAAUGACGCAGACUUUGUACUGUCUCUUAGCUGUUUGACUGGAAAGAGCCACCAGCAUUAUUCGUGCCUUUGGACUUCAGUGUGUGUGUCUGUAGGAGCUGAGUGCGUCCCGUUCACACAGGAUUCACAAUACUGUGAUGAGUCUGGGUUACGAGUCCUACAGUCGACAGAUAAUACUGUAACUGUCAGCAUUUCCGCGCUCUCAUGAAUGUUCUUUCAGUGCUCUUUAAAUCCCCCAUCACUCCUAUGAAUAUAGUGGGCUCGCCUGAGGACAGGGAACACGCAGCGCAUGGGGAGUGGUGACCACGGCGACGUCCACAGACUGGCGUGGAGCGGGUUCAAACUCUCAGACCAAACGUCAGUGAGAAGAGCUAGUGAUUGCGACAGGAAAUACAGAAGAAAGUAUGGUUCGGACCUAAAUGUUAAUGCUUGUUUACAUAAAACAUUCUAUUUAAGGUGAUAAAUUUUCUGAUGAAUUUUAAUUUCAGAGAUUAUCUUUUUACCCCAUGUGUUACAGAGAGGUACAGAAAAGUUCAGGACAUUUGGGGGCUGCGUUUUUCCCUCUAGACAAAAAAUGACAUUGGCUUACUCACUAAUAGGUCACAGUCAUCACCUGUCUCUUAAAGUCAGUGACUGUUCUUGUGUUUGAUAUAUAUUACAUAGAGUCUUAAGUCAGUGUACAGUUCCACUGGAAUUUGACAAUUGUCUGUCAAGUGACGCAACUUGAAGUAGAAAAGAGUGAUCCUGGACAUAGAAGGGAGGUGGUUGGCUUAAGGGUUUAAUGUGAGGCCUUUUUGAAAAAUGCAUAUUUUGGUAAAGAGAAUUCUCUUUUGAGCACAGCUGAUACACAUGGGUGAUUGUCACGUUUGUUGUAUAAACUGGUUUUAAUACGCUUGGAAUAUAGUUGGAUUACAUUCACUUCCUGGGCAAAGCUAGCUUACCACACAUUCAAGCUUAUAAAAAAUAAAUUGCCAUAGGCAGAGCCAUUUAAAAAGUUUAUUCUGAAAUUAUUUCUUUAACCUACAGUGAAAUAAUUGUUAGCUAGUCUUUAUGGAAACUGUUGGAUUCUAGGCAUUCCUGAGAAAUUGAAAGUGGCUUCCUUUCAUGUCAAAAAUGUUGAUGUAUUAUAAAUAAAAUGUUUUUGCAUACUUGUUUUGGUUUUGAUUUUGGCUAUGUGUAUUUAUUUUCAUUUUGAAACACUAUAUCCUCCAGCCAAGCAAAAUGAAAUGAGAAACUGUAUAUUCACUUAAAUAUAUUUUAAUUUAGGAAUAUAAUCUCUAUAAAUUACCUCUUCUAGUUUACUUUUAUUUAAAAAGCAUUGUGUUGUAUAAAAUGAAAACAUUUCUGAGAUGAUUUAAAGAAAAAAUGUUUAAAUUCUCAUUUGCUUUGAACCAUAGUAACAUUAGUAUGUUUGUUACCUGGUGAAUAAAUAUAAUGUAUUUUUAA